This is a messenger RNA of Microdochium trichocladiopsis, 1703 nucleotides long. RefSeq lists its product as uncharacterized. NCBI's taxonomy places the organism in Eukaryota, Fungi, Ascomycota, Sordariomycetes, Xylariales, Microdochiaceae. The coding region runs from base 261 to 1580 and encodes 439 amino acids. The record is from RefSeq and is a predicted model, not a curated record. The transcript has a single exon.
CGUGGCAAAUUGCGAGACACCCCUCUUGGCUAAGGAUCAUAUUACGCAGCGCCCAGCAACCGAGCAGGUUCACAGUUCCGUCCACGACCGCAUCGCACAAAGCAGAAGUCACCCACCAUUUUGCUCAGUAACAAAGAUCUUUGCAACCAGAAGACCCAGGCUUCUACCAUUCCCUGGUCUGCACUUGAGGCAUACCUGCCAGCGGACACCAGCGUCACCAUAAUCGCAAGCACAAAUCUAAACACAACAAGGAUCCAGAAAUGUAUUCUGUAGCUCCUGUCAGUGCCCUUGGCACGCCUUUGGCACCGAUCCGCUCAGUGAGCAAGCACAAACGCCCUCAAUCUCAAGCAAGGCCGGCCUCAUGUUCUGUUGCCAGCGGAGACCAACAGAUGCUUGCCCUUGGGUACCACGAGACCUCAGAAGGAGCACCUCCGGUUCCAUUGAUCCCAGCUCGCUCCGUGUUGCGGUCUCGUUCGAAUUCAGCAUCCGCCUCUUCUACAGCCGUACCUUUGCGGCCAGCGAGCCCACCACCGCCGGUGCCGAACGGUCCAGCCACACUCAAGAAGAAGAAGCAAAUUCGUACCAUGAGAACCACUGCGGCCCGGCCAGUGCCUGGCGCGCCGCCAGUUCCUCCAUAUCCGCUAGUCGCGCCACCACGGCCGCCGAGACCCGACGACGGUGACUGCCUGCUCUCUUCAUCGGUACCAGAGAAAUUUAAACCAGCGCGGGAUUGGCUUUCUCAGCCUGUGCCUCCGAUUCCUGUAGGCUUGCUGGCAAGCGUGCCCAGGACAAGGCCGAACCGUGGUCAUGGGUAUAGCACCAGCACUGGUAGCGAUUCUAGUGGUGUGGUGAGCAUCAACACCCCACGACAAAGCCACGACUCAGUGGACUUUCGCCAUGUCCAAUUGAGCAGUUCUGCCUCGACAGCAGCACAUGUGAGGAGCGGGCCUAAGAAGAAAUCGGGUUCCCACUCGCAUGCUCACGAGGCACCAUCCAUGUCCGUCUUUGAGGAGUCCUCGGACGACGAUGAGCCUUACACGCACGAACGUGGCACCUCACGCAAAUUCCGGAAAGGCGGCCUGUCUCUCAUUUCGCGCAGUAGCCACAAGCACUCGAGCAGCAAAGAAGCAACAACUAAUGCUUCCCAUGGCACUGGGACAAGCAAGAACCUAGCCACGGAAGGGGAUAGUCAUGGUAGUUUGGAUGAGUUUCGCCGGCGGGUGACAAUGAUACCCACUCACAGCCCUACGAAUUCCCUGCCGGGCCUAUCAGACGGCAGCGAGUCAUCCAAUCCGCCGUCAGCUGGGGAGCGGACCCCUACAGAAGACUCCUUCACCAAGCGUUUCGGCAGGACCUUCACCAUUAAGGCCACAAUGCCUAAGCCGGAUCAUCCUGACGAUGAACUGAUUGCGCUGAUGCAGUCACUAAAGACACCCAAGCGGCGAGAGAGUUCAGCACGAAUACGCCCUACUUACGAGAGUGCUGGGAUGGAAAGUAAGUCGUUGUCGUUGUCUUCCUCCUCCGCCGCCAAGGAUUCCUCCUACAUACCUGGGACGAUCGGAGGCAUCGUGAUUCACUAGCGGGUUCCGGCAUGUGGGGUUGUCGCAAUGUCUUGCCUAGUGUCGGGCAAGAAGAUCAUCAUUAUGCUUCGUCGAACGGGCUGGCGAGGGAGAAGCACCAAGACUUCUGAUCGAGCAUACACU